AUGUCUCUUGCCAUUUGUUUUGCUUUCAUUGCCCUGCAUUCUCAGAAGUCCUCAGCGCAUCAGCUCCCACACGGUCGCUGCCCUCAAAGAAUUAUUCGUCGAUCAGCAGCAUUAAUUAAUCCAACGCUGGAGGAAGCUCCAAAGAAGUUCUCACUCUGUGGUGGCGUCAUGCUCGUGUUGUCUGCAUCACCAAGUUUAGACCAACUGAUGAAACACUUUGUGGUGAGGAAGGAUAAGAAGUCAAAGGGUGGUAGUUGGUUGCUCCCCUGGACUGGCUUGUGUUGUAGGGCUGAGGGAACUGGCGUGGUAGAAUGA
Messenger RNA from Sphenostylis stenocarpa, 315 nucleotides. NCBI's taxonomy places the organism in Eukaryota, Viridiplantae, Streptophyta, Magnoliopsida, Fabales, Fabaceae. The record is from the annotation of a GenBank genome assembly.